Myotis lucifugus (little brown bat) is the source of this 699-nucleotide messenger RNA. RefSeq names its product calcium and integrin binding family member 3 (gene CIB3). The record is from RefSeq and is a predicted model, not a curated record. The transcript has 5 exons. Gene Ontology annotation, molecular function: calcium ion binding. The coding region runs from base 1 to 603 and encodes 200 amino acids. NCBI's taxonomy places the organism in Eukaryota, Metazoa, Chordata, Mammalia, Chiroptera, Vespertilionidae.
AUGGCAUCACCAGGAACCCAGCAUCUUGCAGCGUGGAGUGAGCAGCUGCAAGUGAGAGAGGAGGGUCAAGUCCUCUUCCUCCCAUGGUCUCCCAACCCUUCCCGGUGUUUCCAUCCCUACACCAGGCUCUUCUAUCGCUACCAGGACCUGGCCCCCCAGCUCGUCCCCCUCGACUACACCAGCUGCCCUGACGUGAAGGUGCCGUACGAGCUCAUCGGCACCAUGCCUGAGCUGAAGGACAACCCGUUCCGCCUGAGGAUUGCCCAGGUCUUCUCCGAGGAUGGGGACGGCCACAUGACCUUGAACAACUUCCUGGACAUGUUUUCUGUGAUGAGUGAAAUGGCUCCCCGUGACCUCAAGGCCUACUAUGCUUUCAAAAUCUAUGACUUCAACAACGAUGACUACAUCUGUAUGUGGGACCUGGAGCAGACAGUGACCAAGCUGACGCGGGGCGAGCUGAGCGCUGAGGAGGUGAGCCUGGUGUGCGAGAAGGUGCUGGACGAGGCCGACGGGGACCACGAUGGGCGGCUGUCCCUGGAAGACUUCCAAAACAUGAUCCUGCGGGCGCCCGACUUCCUCAGCACCUUCCACAUCCGCAUCUGAGGACCACGGAGGAGGAGCCGGGCCAGAGGAGGGCAGGGUGACCCUCCUCCCACUGUAGAAUCUGGACUCUGGGAAUAAACACAUCACUGAGUCACA